AUGGGCCCGAGGGCCAAAGCGCUCCGUUUUGAUGAGUGUGAAGGAUGGCUACACCUGAAAUGCUCCCAGAUCGACUCGGACAAAUACGAAUGGCUAGAAAAACGUCUUUCCUCAUUCCUGAAGAUCGUGGGCUGCAGGUGCCCGAUCAUUACUUCCAAGGAAGGCGAAUCUUCACUUCCAAAAUACUUUCCAUCCCCCAUAAUGCCGGCUACUGUGGUGAAAGUGACCCCUUCGUAUGUAGAUGUCACUUCCACUCCACCUACAAAGGAAACUCCUGCAGCCACACCGGAGCAGAAGCAGCCGAACAAAGGGGCAGGGCUAUCGUCCGCUGCAUCGCCCCCACGGACAGACUCAGCUCCACGACAUCCAGUAAAUAUGGCCGAACCCGUCGCGGCGACCAAAGCUACGGCGAACGCCCUUGCUAGCCCAGAGCCUCUAGUGUCCACUCCUUUAACGAAAAACACAUUUGCCGGUAAAAAUGAAAGUCGCGACCAACACUGA
Molecule: messenger RNA, 501 nt
Organism: Echinostoma caproni
Lineage: Eukaryota; Metazoa; Platyhelminthes; Trematoda; Plagiorchiida; Echinostomatidae
Source: the annotation of a GenBank genome assembly